Sparassis crispa is the source of this 909-nucleotide messenger RNA. RefSeq lists its product with no specific name. Gene Ontology annotation, biological process: fungal-type cell wall polysaccharide metabolic process. Gene Ontology annotation, cellular component: fungal-type cell wall. The record is from RefSeq and is a predicted model, not a curated record. Bases 1 to 909 code for a protein of 302 amino acids. Lineage: Eukaryota; Fungi; Basidiomycota; Agaricomycetes; Polyporales; Sparassidaceae. The transcript is spliced from 5 exons.
AUGAAGUUCAUUGCUGCGCUCAUUUCUGCCUGUUUCAUUCUUGCCGCUGAAGCGCAACACGACCAGAGGAUGGUGAAGAGACAUGGUCGUCGCGGUCCGUCGGCUACCUACGGCCCCCCGACUGCAACCUUGAGCAGCACACCCACUCUCGUUGCCACCCCUACAUCUACCCCUACCUCUGGCAAUAAGACCGGUGACUCGUUAUCCGUCGCGAACGGUGUCAAGCGUGGCUUGUCUUUUAACGACGCGUCCCUCACUGAUGGCUUUAACUCCGGUGAAGUUUCUUGGGUGUACAACUGGGCAUCGAGCUACUCUGGGACGAUCCCUGAGAACGUCAUGUACUUCCCCAUGCUCUGGGGUGGUGCCGACUCUUACACCUCGGUCUGGUUUGACAACGCCAAUGCUGCCAUUGCUAAUGGUGCCGAGAUCCUCUUGGGCAUGAACGAGCCUGACCUGAGCUCCCAGUCCAACAUCUCGCCGCAGGACGCCGCGACACUCUGGAAGACGUAUAUGGAGCCGUACGCGGGCAAGGCGACGCUCAUCUCCCCCGCGGUCACGAACGGCGGUGCGCCUAUGGGACUCGCGUGGCUGCAGCAAUUCUUUGACGCCUGCACCGACUGCACCGUUGACGCGUGCGCAAUCCACAUCUACGAUUCUGCCACGAACGUGGCGUACUACCAGUCUUAUAUCUCCGGCGCGGUCUCCACGUGCGGAAAGCCCGUAUUCGUGACUGAGUUCGGUGCGACCGGGUCCGAGGAGCAGCAACAGCAGUUCCUCGCCGAGAUGGUCCCCUGGCUCGACAGCCAGCCGGGCAUCCAGGGCUACGCGUGGUUCAUGGACACUGUUGGCAACCUCGUCAACUCGGAUGGCAGCUUGACCAGCCUCGGCAGCACCUACAUCGCCAACUGA